Messenger RNA from Drosophila suzukii, 11691 nucleotides. NCBI's taxonomy places the organism in Eukaryota, Metazoa, Arthropoda, Insecta, Diptera, Drosophilidae. The record is from RefSeq and is a predicted model, not a curated record.
CACACUGGCCAGCCCGACCAUUUUGACGCGAUUUCGAUUUCCCAUAAGAAAAAAAGAAACACACAUUUAACUCGGGCCGUUGUGUUGUGUGCGUGCGAACGAACCAAAUAUAUACACACACGAGCUGGAGGACAGUGAAAUCGAAUUAGUGUUUAUAUGGCGCAUUGAUGGCUGAUAAUGCCGCCGCCGCCGCCGAAAAAUCGUUUGGCCAUCGUUAGUAUCAGAAACAGAACGAGUGCAAGUGCGAGUGCGAAAACGAAAACGAAAACGAGUGCGAUUGCGAUUGCCAGAAAGUAUCGUCGUCGUCGUCGUCGUCCUGCUGCCCUGCCCCGCCCCCUCUGCCGCCGCCGCCGCCCCCUCUGCGCCGUACGCACGCAUCGAUUUGGGCUAAACGUUAGAUACCUCCUAACGCAGUUGUUAGGGUGGAAAGAAAGGCCAGGGAAAAAAAUAACACACUGUAACAGCAAUACUGAUACUGCAAUGCCCUGCUGCCGCUGAUCCCAUCCGGAUCCGGAUCCGGUCCUGGUCUGCAAAUAGGAGAACAGAAAAAAAAAAUAGACGGCCAGAGAGCUCCACACAAAUCCAAAUCCCGGAAAAGUGCAAUACAAUACAAUACAAAUAUACAAAUACAACCACGAAAACGCAACGAAAAAGGCAGGAGAGACAAGAGUUAUCAACUAAAGUCCAAGUGGAAAGUGAAGAGUGGUAAUAAUAAUAAUGCUAUAGGCCAAAACAGUAACCGAUAACAGUAGAUAAAUCCACCCGAGGAGUCGAAAAUCGAAAAUGUUUAUUGUAUAAUUUCCAAUUGAGCAGGUGUGCGUGCGUGCGCGUAUGUGUGUGUGUGCGUUUGCAUGUGCGUGUGAGUAGUUUUUGUUUUUCGCUGCUUCUUCUUGCGGUUUAUUUGUCAACAAAAAGAAGAAGGAAGUAAUAAGCAGUGCUGCCUCUGCCUAAUAUUGUUGUCCGCCUCGCUUGCCCUGCUUGCAGGAGUGACGAAGCAGUGAACUUGUGCAACGAACCGACGAGGACGACGACCCAGUGGCCUCCACAUGAAGACCAUGUCGCGCUUCGGCCUGCGCCGCGGCUUCAAGUUCUCGGAGGAGCAGGUCAAUGGCAAGAACUCAAUCCCAGCUGCCUCGGCCUCGGCUGCUGCCACUGCCACCGCGCCCAAUCCCCGCAAGAAACGGCAGCCCAGGCAGACAGACGUGGAGGCGGACGCCGAGCAGGAGCAGGACUUGGAUGCACACGAAGAUCCAGCCGAACCGGAUGCCGAUCAUGAACCCAUCUCGCUGAUCUGCAGCCUGCCGCUGGAGCGGCUGCCCCGCCUGGUGGAGAAGCUGCAUCAGCUGACGGAGGAACGGGAGAGGGAACGCGAGCGAGAACGGGAGCGGGACGAGGCCGCCAGCCUGGUUGGGGGCCACUCGAAGGUCCUGUGUCUGUACUGUGAUAGGAAGUUCGCCUCCGCCAAGCUGCAGGCCAAGCAUGUGGACAAGUUCCACACCGAGCGGCAGGAGCGACGCUGCAGCGGCCGUUCCACCAGCUCCAAUUCCCAUCCCGCGGGAGGCUUCCCCGGCUGCCAGUGGUGUGGCCAGCAGGCCGCCCACCGUGGCCGCCAGGCGACGCCUCCCCAGAUCUGCCUGCCGGCCAAGCAUCUGGAGCAGCUGUUCCAGCACCUCAGCGAACAGCAUGCGGACAAGUACUUCGGCUGCCAGCCGUGUCGCCUGCGCUUCCAGGACGCGGACCAUUUGACGGGACACCAGCGACAGCAGCAUCCGCAGCAGCAUCCCGAGGAUUCGCAUGCCUCCUCCAAGCCCGGACUGAUGGGCGCCGACGAGCCGGUGCUCUUUCGCCUGGGGCUAACCCAGAACAGGCUACCCAGUCAUCGGAAUCGCAAUCAGCGCAAGGAGGAGGAGCCGCCGCCCCUGGCCACGCCCAGCUCCGGGAAAUCCCGGAGCAGCAGCCGGGCGGCGGCGCAGCGGCAACAGCAUCAUCAUCAGCAGCCGCCAUCGCAGCAGGCCACAACGGCUGGAGGCCAGGGUUUGCAGGCGCAGGAGGCUGUCAAUCCGGAUGCUGUCUUCCGGCUGCCAGCCAGCUUGGCCUGCGUCUCCUCCUCCUCGUCGUCCUUCUCCGCCGCCAACUCAGUGUUCGAUGACAAGUUCUACAAGGAUGUGGUCUUCAAUGUGCGCCACAACCUUCAGAAUCACCUCGACGGCCGGCUGUUGACAUCCCCAUCAUCAUCCUCAUCGUCAUCGUCCGCAUCCCAGAAGCCGGAGCUCAUCAUGCUGCACGGACCAAGUCAGCUGGGACCCGGCGGCGCCUCCUACCCCACGCUAUUGACCGCCGAGCAGUUUGGCGGCACGGGGGAACUCCUGCCGCUGGCCAAGUUCCGCCGGAGACCGCACACCAAGCACAGCUGGAAAUGGAAAUGGGACUACGUGAAGAAGUUUACGCUGAUCAACGAGGGCGGGCGGCUGGUGAAGAAACUGAAGCAGCCCAACUUCAUGGGACUGCGCGAUCUCUCCAAGCUGGACAUGUGGACGCAGCUGACGAUGCGCCAGAAGCACGAUCUCUCCCUCUCGCUGGCGGAGGAGCAGAACCAGGAGCAGCGCCGCCUGCUGGAGCAGCUCAAUUUGAUAUUGGAACGCCGCCUGCUGCCGCACAUCAUCCUGGAGCAGAACGAGCAGGCGGUGAUCAAGUGCGAAAACGACGAGGAGGAUGAUGGUCUGGAUGCGCAUCAUCAUCCUGGAGAUGAUCUGCUGCCGCAGACGUUUGCCGACGAGAGUUUCCUCUCCCUGCUGCAGCUACAGCCGAGAACCGGGACCAGCGAUCGGGAUCAGGAGAGAGAUCGGGAAAGGGAUAGAGAGCAGGAGCGGAUCAGGAACCGAAGGGCUGUCGUGCUCAGCGGCGAGUGGGCACGACCACGCCUCUAUCUGUGCAUCUGCUGCGGCGCCAAGUUCGACCAGCGGAAGUCGCUGGAGGAGCACAAGACCUUCCGCCACUCGCACAUCUACGCCACGCACUACGAGGUCGUGGGUCGGGAACUGCUGGCGGGAAAUCUGCUGCGCCACCUCUUUAUCCCCAAGCGGGCGCUGGGACGCUUUGCCGCCGCGAGCAACUGCAUCCGCUGGCCGCAGAUUGGUCCGGCCUCAGCGCAUCAACCCAAGCUGGAGCAGGAGCGCGUUCAGCCGGAGGAGGAGACCAGGUCGUCGGCUUCCUCGCGCUCUUCGUACGAGGUGUCCACACCCACUCCGCUGUCGGGACUGGAGCAGCAGCAACCAUCUCCUGCCUCGGGGUCCGGCAAUGCGUCUUCGUCGUCCUCCUGCUCGCCUAGCUCAUCAUCCGCCUCUACCCUGAUGUCCACCGCCCCCACCUCGAUGUCCCACUCCACCUGCACCUCCUCCGCUGCGACUACAACGCUUUCCUCCACCUCGUCCGCUCCUUCCAGCUGCACCAAGUGUGGUCGCAAGUGCAGCGGACUCAUGGAUCUCUAUCGACACAUGCUGGACUGCUCCGGCGACUAUGUGUGGUCGCUGGCCAAGAAGCGCAAGUAUCGCUACUACUGCGGCACCAAGAAGCGACGUGCCUUCUCCAAGAAGCCGCUCAAGCAGCUCUCCGCCCGCAAGAAGGAGAAGCUGGAGGUGGAGGAGGGAGCCGGCGAAGGCGAAGCCGAGGGAGAGGUCGAUGGCGAGGCGGAGGGCGAGGAGAGCGGCUCCAGUUCAUCCAAGUUGAAGAACUCGCCGCGCCAAAGGCCCAGCGAUGCUGAAUCCAUUCGGAAGAUGCUGGAGAACCUGCCCGCCAAGCGCAUCUGCAAGAAGAUCUUCCCCGUGGACAACAAGGCCAAGCGCAAGGCGAAGAACAAGGCCAAGGCCAAGUCUAUGGCCAAGUCGCUGGUCAAGUCGAAGUCCAAGCAGCAGCGGAGCAGCACCAAGAGAAUCUACAAUCAGCACCUGCUGCGCACCACGAGAUCCCGAUCGAGAUCCUCGGUGGUGGCCACAGGCUCCUCGGCCGCCGCUGUUGCCGCCCAGCAGCAGCGCAGUCGCCGCAAGCAGAAGCACCAACAGCAGCAGCAAAAGGCCAAGCUCGACAAGGCCAAAUCUCCGCCAGAGGCUCAGCCGGCUGCCUCCGAAUCGGAGGAAUUGCCAGUCAAACCAGAGGCAAAAGCGCCCGUACCCGCACCCACAGUCACUGCCAAGUCACGAUCUCCCGCUGAGGAAAAGCCUUCCCUGCGGUUGGAGCUGCCACUCACACUUCCGGAAUCAGCUGCUCCACCCGCCACCGUUCAGGAAUCGGAGCCCGCCUCACCCACUUCCAGCAAGCAGCUAAUGCCCACACCGCCCACAACACCUGCGCCGGCGACCAAAUCCCCGCCAGCCGCAGCUGUUGCUCCCUCCUUCUCCGCCAGCACUCGGCUGGCAACGCCCAAUUCGACUGUGAAGCGCAGCAAGAGGAUUAGCGACUGCAUUGCCAUGCUCACGGGCAAACUGGAGGAGAAACUCAAGACAGAGCAAGUGCCACCGCCUACGCCGUUGGAAAGGGACAAGGAGAAGGAGAAGGAGAAACUGGAGCCGGCUAGGCCGAUGGAAAAGGAGGACAAGACACCAAAACUGGUGGACUCACCUGCAGCGCCUCCUCAUGCCGCUAACAAGGAGCGAGUGCAGCCAAAGACGCCCAAACGCAAGGCAGUGUCGCGGCGAAUCAUCAAAGUGGAUGCCACACCGGAGCCAGUGGUGGAGUCGGUACAGGGGCUGGCAGAAGCAGUGGCCAUUCCAGCUCCAGUUCCAGUAGCAGUACCAGUUCCGCCUCCUGCAGCUGCUCCUCCCACUGUGGUUCCAGCUCUGCCACCUCCAGUGUUUAGCAGCAUGCCAGUGCCUGCGCCAGCUCCCGUUCCUGCUCUCCCGGCAGUCGUGGAACCAGCUCCUCUACCAGUCGUUGCACCUGUUCCUCCUCCGCCAGUCGUUGCACCUGCUCCUCCUCCGCCAGUCGCUGCCGUGGCCCAUCCACCACCGAGGCGCACGCCCACCAAGGCGGCGGCCAAACAGAUGGCUGCCCCACCACCGAAACCAGCCUCGUUGGCCGCCCUUAAGCAGUAUCCUCCGAUGGAACCACAGCUGGCCGUGGUGCCGCCUCCUAAUCCGGCACCUCUGCCACUCCCUGUGCCCGUGGCCAUGCCGAUGGGAAUGCCAGCUCCACUGGCGGUCGGUCCAGUGCCUGUGAACGUCAACAUGCUUGCCAAGCUGCCACUGUAUAUGCCACAGCUGCAGGCGAAUCCCAAUACAAAUCCCAAUCCAGCACCGACCACAAUGUUCAUGAUGGAUCAUCAACCCUUGAACUUGACUAGUCAGCGAGGAGUGCUUCAAAAGCCCAUGAUAAGUGGCACUACGGGGGAUCCCGGACUCGUGGGACUGCAGCAUCAUCGCUCGGGAGGAAUGCCACCCAGGCGGCAAACGAUCUGCGGAUUCGAGGCAAGAAACUUGAUUGGUUUGGACAUUGACAUGGAGCCGUUGGAUCUUUCGAAGAAGUCGAGCAGGAAGCCUUCGCCGGUGCCGCCGCCAAGGAUGCAGCAAGAGCUGCCGAUGCCAAUGGUUCCACUGCCUUUGGUGACAGGAGCAAGUGCAAUGCCACCUCAGAAUCAAGCUCAGCCAGGAGGAACUCUUCCGACGGCCGGUGGUGCUCCGAUUCCUUGCCAGCUGGCCAUGCCAGGCGGAAUUCCCGCUCCACUGGCCUCGCACUAUUACUCCAACCUGGAUCUGCUCAAGAUCCCGCAGGUGCGCAAUCCCGGCACUGGCGUGGUGGUGCCCUCCAGUGGUCCACCACCUGUUUCGGUGUCCUCAUCAUCGGUCGCCCUGCCCGUACAUCCCGUUAAGAGUUCGGGUGGCAAAAAGCGCUCUCUGGAGGGAACAGGCAACUCCAAAAAGGAUCACGGAAAGGGCCAGACCAAGGUGUGUCCCCGCAUGGAUGAGGUGGUCAACAACCAUAUCGAUGAUGCCAUCAAUUCGGUAAUUAUGGCUGUCCAGGCGAGUUUGCCGGACGACGAUGAGGAGGAAGAGCUGGCCAAAAAGGAAAAGGAAAGAGAGAGGGAACGAGAAAGGGAAAGGGAGAAGGAGAAGCUGGAGGAAGCGCUGCCCAAGCCGAGCAACUGCAUCUUGGCGUUGCAGCCUCCUGCGGUAUUACUCCCAUCACCAGCCCUGGAUAAAGUACCACCUGUAAAUGCGAUUCCUUCGGUGGUUAUUCCUCCGGCUGCCCUUGUGCCAUUGACUCCGGUCCCGCAGCCUGUGCCUACCAAGAAUUUGACGCCCAAGAAGCGUUCCAUGCGCUCGCGAACCAUCGACUGUCGCUCUGCCCUGCUCGCCAUGGACGAGACUUUGCCGGUGGCUCCACUGCAGCAGUGCCUCCCGCUGCCGGUGAAUGGAGAUGCUAGCAUGGCCAAAGAAGAGAUUCCCCGACUGCCAGAUAUAAUACCAGCUCCAGUUCCAGUUCCAGUUCCUGUUCCAGCUGCUGUGGUGCCCCAACCACCCAUCCUAGUUGAAGGUCCAGUAAUGAGUCUUAGGGAGAUGAAGCCGGAAGCGAUCCAGCUGGCCACCGAUCCGACGCCCAUUCCUGCCGCAUCUCCUCCACCCGUGGAGCAGCAGUCUCCGGAAUCCCCUGAUCCUGUACCAAGGCCCGAGACGCCUGUGCCUGCACCUGUGCCCGUCUCCGUCAUUUCGGUGGCGCCCGCCUUGCCGCUGCCACCGCGCACUACCACGCCCCCGCCCACCACCAUGGCGGAAACGAACUGCAGCUCCCUGAUGGAAGAGCACAGCAGCAACCUGAACAACAACACCUCCUCGGGUUUCCACAGUCUGGCCCAGUCGGAGCAGCCGAUGCCAACGGCAGCCACGACGCCUGCCGAGGAACCUCCUCCGGCCAAGGAGGAGGAGGAGCUGCUGCCGGCCAAGAAAAAGCAGCGUCGCCGGCGAAAGAACGAACUGGCGGCCAUUGUGGCCGAUCAGCUGCUGGAGAGCUUCAAGAUCGACAAUGCGCGCAGGGAUAACCUCAAGAAGCUGGAGAAUCUGGCUUACGAAAAGAGCGAGGACCUGCUGCUCACCGGGAUGCUGCUCAUGUCCAGCACCAAGCGCAAUGCGGCACUGGGACCUUCCUCCGCUGCCGCCGCGAAGCUGAAGAAGGAGGCCGAGGCGGUGGCAGAGUCGCCAGCCAAUCCUCCAGGGCGCGGCCGGCCAAAGCGUCGCCAGAGUUGCUACUAUCGCCGCGGAAAGGCAGGUGGAGAAGGAAGAGGAGGAGGAGUCGCUGGAAAGGCCACCAAUGAAAACAUUAGUCAGCUGAAGUCUUCGCUGGAGUCCUUCUCCAUUGGUAUCGAGAAGCAGCUGCUGGCCAAGGAGGCCAGGGAGGCCAAGGACUCGCAGCCGACGAGUGGAGCUGGUGGCCUGUCCCAGCCACCAGUCAGUUCCAUCCUGCGCCCGAGCAUCCUCAGCAGCGCCGUGGCCAGGGAUCAUCAUCAUCAGCAGCAACAAUCAAAGCAGAAGGAGCAGCAGCUGGAGAAGCAGGAUCAAACCGCCCCGGCGGCCACUUUCAGUCGUGAUCCACGGCUGAAUAAGAACAUACACAAGGAGCAGCAGGUGGAGCACAAGCAGCCACCCAGGGAGCAGCCGGCGCCUACGACGAACGAGAAUGCCGAGGAGGAGGACAACUACCUCACGGAGAUUGCCAAGAACGUGAACGAGAAGAUCAUGUCGGCCACCACGAACGAGGACUUUGAGUUCGCCCACGACGAGUUCGACGGCGAGGGAGAUCCCGACCAGGAUCAGGACCAGGACAAGUACUACCGACCGCCCACCUCGAUGAGCGUGCGCAGUGCUCCGAAUCUGAACGAUGAGCACUCGAACUUCGGCUCCAUGUGCGACGACAACACGAAUACCGAGGUGAUGGACAUGGAUCUGGACGACGAGAUGAGUGUGUACACUAGUUACUCCCAGGAUCUGGGACGCGGCGGUCGCGGUCGUCGGCGGAGGAGGCGAAGAAGCGUGCUGCUCACGCGACGUCCCAAGAAACGGACGCAGCGCAGCGAACUGGAUGCCGAGAAGUACGGUUGCAAGCUGUGCGGCAAGAGCUUCUUCACCGCCACAUCCCUGUCCAAGCACAACAUGACCCUGGCCCACGUGUCCAAGGUGUCUGCCCAGGAGUACCUGCAGUCGCAGACGGCUCCGUCCAGUCCGCAGGAUUCGCACCACGAUCUGGACGACAAGAGGGAGCGGCGGGAGAACGAGGUAGCCAGCAAGGUUCAGCGUCAGGAGGAGCAGCCGCCCACACCAGCAGCUCCACAGCAGAUGAGAGCCUCGGUGCUAAUGGUGCCCUCGCAGAUGGCCCACCAGGAAAGAGAACGGGAGAAGGAGAGGGAAAAGGAGCGGGAGCGGGAGCUGCAGAUGAGGGAGGAGCAGGAGAUGGCCCGUCUGCAGAGGGAGCAGGAUCACCAUCACCAGCAGCUGCAACAGCAGCAGCAGCAGGAGCAAGUUCAUCAUUUGAUUACAGAGGCAAGCCUGCGGCUGCACGACAACCAGCACAGUCCCACAGCUCCAACCGCCUCCCGUCUCAAUCUCAAUCCCGACGAGCGGCUCUUCUACGAGUGCUGCAACAUCUUGAAGAGCGCCGAGACGCCGCGCACACAUCCUGGCGGCGGAGCAGGUCCAGCCGCCACAUCCGUGAUAGUGACGGCGGGCAGAAAGCAGCCGCCACCGCCUCCAGCCUCGCCCUCGCCGUCUCGCUCAUCCUCGCUGCCGCCACCGGCUUCGCCAUCGCCAUCGCUUCCACCGCCUGGCUCUCCGUCGCUUUCCCUGCCUCCGCCGGCCUCGCCAUCGCCGUCGCCCUCACCGCCGCCACUCGCAGAAGCUCGUCAUCAUGCUCCAGCUCCAGCGCCUGUUCCAGCUCCUCCCCAGCCGGCGCCUGCGGUGUGCCACCAGCCGGUCAUCCAACAGCUGUUCCGCAACCCGCCCGCAGUCACGCCCACCACCACGCCCACCAAUCACAACCGGCUCUCGCCCAGCUACUCGGCGGUGUCCCAGUUCUCGGCCACCACCACGUCCCGCUUCAAGACCAAGGCCGCCAUGAAGGGCUACGAGAACGUGAACAUGCAGCUGGACAUGCCGGAGCUGGCCAAGUCAGGCCGGGGUGUCUGCAAACUGACCGAAUUGGCGGACAUUGCGCUGGGCAGCGAGAAGCCCGGCGGCGACUUUCUGCCCCACCUGCCACCAACACCGGCGGCUCCUGCGGUGCCGGCUGCUUUACAGCCGGCCAUCCAACAGACCCCUACGCCCACGGGCACGCCCACAGUGACGCCAACGGGGCCAAUGGAGCAGCAGCAGAGCUCCACCUCUUCGAAGACGAUCAUGCACGCCUCCAUCAUCAAGGCGGCGGCGGGCGUGGCCAGUUCGGCGACCCUGCCGCCAGCCUCCGGAAGGAUUAUCAUUCCCGAGCGACCGUUCAAGAACAUUGGGCUGGAGGAGAAGGCUCCGAUAACCUUCCAGAAGCCCAAGACGUGCGUGAAUCUACUGCAGGAGCAGGACAACAACAGCGUCUCUACGGCCAGUUACUCCGACCGUGAUGAUUAUGAUUUCGGGACUCUAAGUUGUGAUGGCGAUGUGGAUCCAGAGCCGGAGCCAGAGGUCAGAGCAGGCGUCGCCGCUGGAAGAGGAGUCCUGCCGCAGGGAGCCGCAGUCGGAGCUCGAGCCGUGUCGACGUCCAGCUCGUCGUCCUCCUCUUCCUCCUCGGCGGAUAACAGCAGGAGUGGCAGCCGGAGCAGCAGCAGCAGCUCCAGUCGAGCCACGGCCAAAACAUUCGAGAACAAGUCGCUGAUCAUGGGCAGGAUUUUCAAGCACGCCAGCAGCGCCAAGGCCACACCAGUGAUGGCCACUUCGGCGGCCAUGAUGCCGGGUCCCAGUGUGGUGCCUGGCAUGGCCAAGAUCAAGGCGCUGCCCAAGAACCAAGCGAAUCUCGACCAGAUCUUCGAUGAACUGCGUGGCGGUGGUGGAGCGGCCAAGUCGUCGGAAGUGGAGGCAUCUUCUGCAGCUCUCCAGCAGGAGAGCUGGGAGCGGCAUCAUCUGCCGCAGCAGCAGACGCAGCCACACCACCACCACCAUCAGCAGCAGCAUCAUCAACACAGCCAUCACCACCACCACCAUCAUCAUCAUCACCAGGUGGAACCCAUGGCGGCGCCAGCAGCACCGGCAGCGCCGGCGGCCAUGCCAGCGCCCAGUGCCUUACCACCUGGCCGAAAACCGAAGAACUCCACGGGCAACACAGCCAAGAAGGCCACCAAAUCCACACCGGCCAAGGCAAAGGCCAAAUCAAAGGUGGCCGCCGUUGCAUCUGGAUCCUCAUCAUCCAACCGCAAGCCCCGCAAGGAUCUGACCAAACUGCAGUCCGAGCUGGGCAUGAGUCACGAAGAGAUCGAGCAGCUGAUCGACGAGGGACAGCGCAAGUCAAAGCGUCGCUGUGCCACCAACCGGCCCAAGAAGCUGGUGGAGACCUGGAGCUCCGACGAGUACGAGGAGUUCCUCUCGACCAAGGACAUCAUAGCGCUGAUCGAGCAAAAGGAGCAGCAGGAACAGCGGCGCAAGCGGAAGACCAGCGAGGCAAACACUCAGCCAGAGCAAGUGGCUCCACCGGUGGCCAGCAAGAAGGCCCAGACGCCUCAGGCGCCGCCGGCUAAGCGAAAGAACCGCGCUGGCGAAAAGAAGCAAGCGCCGGCUCCAAGCGAAGUAGAGCAACCAAAGCCGCGGGCUAGGCAAAGGAACCAGCAACAGCUGCCCCCUGCGCCACCAGCACCUCUGCCUCCUGUUGUCAACGCACCUCCUCCGCCUCAACCAGAAGUGGCGGCGCCUCCUGCCAGGGGAAAAUCCAAAGCAGCAGCCAAGAGUAGAACGCCAGCGAACAAGGCAACCAACAACCGCAAAAAGCGUGCCAAUGAAAAGCUGAAAACGCCACAAACCAGGGAGGAUGAAGAUGAGGAAAAGGCGGAGGCGGAUGUGGAUGUGGAGCCACCAACCAGGACACGCAGCUCUAGGCAGCAGCCCAAGGGCAAGGUUGAACAGGAGGCCGAACCAGCAGCACCACCACCACCACCGCCACCAUCACUGCCGGCAGCUCCGCAGGAACCGCAAAAGGAGCGGAUCAAGGCGCGCUACAGCAAUCAGCAGCAUGUGCCGCCGGCACCUCAUCCCCGGAGCAGCUCCGUCGCCACCACCAGCAGCACCACCAAUAACAACAACAACAGCAGCAGUAGCAACAAGAAUCUAAAGACCAAGCGGAGAUCACAGAACAGCCGCCAAUCGCCGGCGCGAAGAAAGAGGCCAGCGAGCGAAAAGCAGCUAUACUACUGGAGCAGCUCCAGUGACGAUGAGUUUGGACGCCUAGACGACGAGGGCGAGGCGGCCGACGGGGGAUCCCGCCAAGGAGCAGGCAGCGAGCAGAGGGAGGGGAAUCGAAUGGAGCUGGAGCCGGAGGAGGCGUCCCCCUCGCCCGGCAAGCACUUCGAGGAGAACGAGCCGUACCAGAAGCACGGCUGGAUCGUAGGCGAUUCGCACAAGAAGCUUGUGAAGCUGCUGGCCAUAGCCAAGGGCAGUAAGAAGGUGGACAACUGCGGUGUCAAACGGCGCACGCCCAAGCGCAAGUGCUAGAACUGGGCGGGGGAGAAGCACCAGCUGG